AUGGGUGAAAAAUUACCUCUAAAAGAACUUUCCAAAACAGGGUUUAAAAUUCUUGAAAUAAAUGUAGAUGCCCCUUUUAUUACCGGAAACUUGGAGUCAACCUUUCAUUAUUUAUUUUUCAAACGCCACGAAUCACGCGGAAGUAAAGAUUCGCCCACAAAGGUUCCGCCCGAGAGAACUUUAUUUAUCUCGAAUCUGCCUACGGAUACAACUGAGGAACACGUUAGAUAUAUAUUUGAGGAAUAUGGAGAGAUUGAAGGCGUAAUAUUUCACGGGAUUCCUGAUAGUGAAGAAUUUUUGAUUGAUGAAAAUAAUGACAUUGACAAGAAGGAUCCUGAAUUAAGUUCGUCGGAGAACAAGAUAUAUCAGGGAAAGAAAUUAAGGAAGAGGAGAAACCUAAGGCCAAGAAUUGGAACUGCCGAUAAAUACAAGCUUCUUACGCGUGAGUUUUAUGGGUCAAGAACGCUUCUUAUCCCAGCCUCUUCGGCCUACGUGAUAUUUGAGAGUUCGGAAGGAUUAAACAAUGCACUUAAUAUGAGCCAAAAAAUGAGACUUUGGAAAUCCCGUCAUUCAAUUCUCCCUUUGGGUCUUGAUAAAUGGAUUAAAGAGUAUAAAGAUCUCCGAUGUGAUCCUAAAGAACUCCAAAAAGAAGUUGACGAAUAUAUGCGCAAAUUUGAGGAAGCUGAACAAAAAAGACGUCAAGAACUGGAAGCUAAACAUAACCAACCAGAUGAAGAGGGAUUCAUAACGGUCACCAGAACUGGAAGAAGGAAUGUUAAUACUGAUGGUACGAUCACUGUCACAGCAGCCAAGCCGGAAGAGGUUAAGGACUUAAAACCAAAAAAUAAAGAAUUAGUCGACUUUUAUCGUUUUCAAACGCGUGAGACCAAGAGAAACAGGCUUGUUGAUUUGCGCAAAAAGUUUGAAGAAGAUAAACAAAAAAUUGCAAAGCUUAAGGCUAAUAGGCGCUUUAGACCAUACUGA
Acaulospora morrowiae is the source of this 984-nucleotide messenger RNA. The record is from the annotation of a GenBank genome assembly. Lineage: Eukaryota; Fungi; Glomeromycota; Glomeromycetes; Diversisporales; Acaulosporaceae.